Molecule: messenger RNA, 518 nt
Organism: Dicrocoelium dendriticum
Lineage: Eukaryota; Metazoa; Platyhelminthes; Trematoda; Plagiorchiida; Dicrocoeliidae
Source: the annotation of a GenBank genome assembly
AUGAUGAGGAUGAUGAUGAUGAUGAUGAUGAUGAUGAUGAUGAUGAUGAUGAUGAUGAUGAUGAUGAUGAUGAUGAUGAUGAUGAUGAUGAUGAUGAUGAUGAUGAUGAUGAUGAUGAUGAUGAUGAUGAUGAUGAUGAUGAUGAUGAUGAUGAUGAUGAUGAUGAUGAUGAUGAUGAUGAUGAUGAUGAUGAUGAUGAUGAUGACUGAGAACUGAGAACUGAGAACUGGUGCGAAGCAGCGAGUAGAGUUUGCUCUGUGUAGCUGCAUCAUUCGUCGUUUUCGGACAUGAACUUUUUAUUUAUCGUUUCGCUCUCUGUACUUUGCCUCUGCAAAUUGUUUGUCUAGUAGCAUCUUGAAUUUAGCCACUGUGUUCGCUUCUACUAUAUGCUGAGGCAGGUCGUUCCAGACAUUCACCACUCUUCGUUCGAAACAGAGUUGAUGGGCGACCCGCUUCAAAUCCGGGACGAUAAGUUUAUACCGGUGUCCUCGCGUGCAGCUUGGUGUGCGCAGAUGAAG